AUGCUAGAAAAUCUAUGGGAAGUGCGACAAGCACUACCCAUCUAUCUUCUAACGGCAACUAUCGGACUUGCAGUCUCUUGUUGUUUUACGUUAAUAUGCCCCCAUGUGUGUAGGCUUAUACCAGCACUCACAACUUACGGAAAAGCAGCAGAUCAGUUGGAAGAGAACUCGCUUGUCGCCAGGAUAUCUGUACCAAAGAAAUGGUUCAAACAUUUUUAUGCCCUUGGUCUGCUAACUCUACUUCUUUGUCUUCAUUGCAUCCAUUCGUUGAUUCAUAACCCAGACUUCCUUCCAACGAUUCCCAUCAAAUUCCUCACUAUACUCACUAGAUCCUACAGUAUACCACCAAUUGCACCCAGUACCGCAGUUCUGGCUCUCCUACUCAUCACCUUUCACGUAGCACGUCGUCUCUAUGAGACUUUGUUCGUCAGUGUCUACUCGGAUAGUCGUAUGAACGUAUUCCAUUACAUCGUUGGAAUAGUUCAUUACAUCAUUCUUCCUAUUUCUAUCAUGUGCGAAACGCAAGGAGUUAUUACAAAGAAAGAAAUAUUCCAUGUUUCUGUAGAUGACAUCACCUUGACUCAAUGGGCUGGCGCCGUUCUUUUCUGGGUGUGUAACUGGAAGCAACAUCAGAUUGCCGAACAAAUAGCCAACACUCGGAAAGGUCCAAGAGGACUGAUUCGCAAUUAUGCAUACGGUAUCUGUUUCGGAAGAUGGUUCAAUCUGGUCUCAUGCCCUCACUUUCUCUUCGAAAUAUGCAUCUACUUAUCGUUGUUACUUGUUAUUCCAACUGCCUACGUUUAUAGGUUUGUUGUUCUGUUUGUUUGCGUCAACCAGACGUUCGCUGCAUUGAUCACUCAUUCCUGGUACCACAAAACAUUCCCAAAGUAUCCGAAAACCCGCAAAGCUCUUAUCCCAUACGUUCUCUGA
Messenger RNA from Caenorhabditis briggsae, 930 nucleotides. The transcript is spliced from 5 exons. Lineage: Eukaryota; Metazoa; Nematoda; Chromadorea; Rhabditida; Rhabditidae. Gene Ontology annotation, cellular component: endoplasmic reticulum. Gene Ontology annotation, biological process: polyprenol catabolic process; dolichol-linked oligosaccharide biosynthetic process. Gene Ontology annotation, molecular function: 3-oxo-5-alpha-steroid 4-dehydrogenase activity. The record is from RefSeq and is a predicted model, not a curated record. Bases 1 to 930 code for a protein of 309 amino acids.